Dracunculus medinensis (Guinea worm) is the source of this 807-nucleotide messenger RNA. Lineage: Eukaryota; Metazoa; Nematoda; Chromadorea; Rhabditida; Dracunculidae. The record is from the annotation of a GenBank genome assembly.
AUGCGGGUCAGCAGAAGAUUUCAAGGGCUAAUUCGUGCUAGGUUUAGGAAUAUUCUCUACCUUGAAAUUUAUAAAUCCGAUAUUUAUUCUAUUUCGUCGAAGAAUGAACCAAUAAAUGGUUGGAUAUUUCGCUUAACAAUUAUUUUUGAUCAGCCUGAACGUACAUUUUAUAAAUAUGGUCAGAUUUUGGCUGAAGCAACUCAACGUUCGAUGAAAUUUGUUGUUCAUGAUAAAUGGUCAUCUAUUGAUGUUCAGCGAUUAUUCAGUGCCAUUCGUUUAUUCGCUCCACUGGUACAUACUGUAUCGAUUUAUAAGGUUUUGAACGAUUGGUCUUUAUCAUUUAUAAAUUCGCACACAAUAUGGCAGUUUCAGAUGGAUGUUUCCAUUUUGGAAUUGGUUGUAGCUGGAGUCUCAAGCAUGGAUUUAUCUAGGUGGUAUUCCUUUCAAUGCUAUCUUCAAAAAUUCAGUGAUUCAGUGGGAGAGGAAUUCAUGCAUCUGCAUUGUAUAGCGACAUUUUCCGACCAAUCGUUAUUUCCUAAGCUUAAAGAGGCAACUAUACGAGUAAAUGAAAAAGAAUUUUCUAUUUUGUCCCGAAUAAGUCAAUAUGCGAUUAAAGUGAAUGGAAUUUUUCCGAUAGAGUCACUGGAAAACUUUCGUAUAAGCCUUAUAUCCAAUCAUGGUCACCUCACUGUUUUCAAUGCAUCAAGAAGAAAGAACGCGAAAUCCUUGUUGAUUUUCAAAGAUUGGAUUGGGAUUUCAAAUCUAAACGAACGUUAUUGUCAACAAUAUGUCAUACCGUGCAAGUAA